Diutina rugosa is the source of this 1584-nucleotide messenger RNA. It is a transcript of the gene MET1, whose product is annotated as uroporphyrinogen-III C-methyltransferase. Gene Ontology annotation, molecular function: uroporphyrin-III C-methyltransferase activity. Lineage: Eukaryota; Fungi; Ascomycota; Pichiomycetes; Serinales; Debaryomycetaceae. The record is from RefSeq and is a predicted model, not a curated record. The coding region runs from base 1 to 1584 and encodes 527 amino acids. The transcript has a single exon. Gene Ontology annotation, biological process: sulfate assimilation; siroheme biosynthetic process.
AUGCCGGGGCUUUUGACAUGCCAGAACACCGCUGGUGAAACCGUGCUCAUCGUCGGCACCGGCACCUCGCAAGUGCUGGCAAUGAGGGCGCAGACGCUUAGGGCCCAUGGCGCCGAUAUCGUGUUUGCCGGCCCCCAGCCGAUAUCCCCCACUGACGGCGCCGUUCGUUUCAUCGAGACGGCCAUCGACACCGACAAGGUCACCGCUAUCAUUGCCUCGGCGGGCCGAGAGGCAGUGGGCGGCUUUGUUGACCGCGUGUUUGUUACCCUUCCCCUGGCGUACCUGGAAACUAAGCAACGGCUUUACCAGUACUGUGUACGGAACCGGGUGCCGAUAAACACCAGUGAUCUGGCGCAGUUGAGCACGUUCACGUUGCUUUCGACGUUUGCCCAGGGCGACUUCCAGUUUGGCGUGACCACUGGGGGCAAAGGGUGCAAGUUGGCGCUGCGAAUCAAGCGGGAGUUGGCUUCGGCGUUACCGGCGAACAUCGGAGACAUCUGCGACACCGUGGGGGCGCUCAGACAGCGGCUCCAGCAGGAGGACGGGUUGGAAGGCGGCGACGGCGACAACGACGACGACGCCGUGACUACGUCGAAGCUCAACGAGCUUGUCCACGAGUUUGGCAUGACCCCCGACCAAAAGAAGCUACAGAGAACGCGCUGGUUAUCGCAGAUCGUCGAGUACUACCCGCUUGCCCGUCUUGCCCAGUUAUCGAUUGACGACCUCACCGUGGCUUAUACCCAAUCCACUCGCCCUGAACCCGCUCCCGAAGCCGCUCCGAUGGCGAAAGGGUCGAUUGCCCUUGUUGGUGCCGGGCCCGGCUCGGUGGCGUUGCUCACCAUCGGGGCGAUGCACGCGAUCCAAUCCGCAGAUAUCGUGCUUGCUGACAAGCUCGUACCGCAACAGGUGCUUGAUCUCAUCCCUCAACAGCGCACUGAGUUGUUUAUUGCCCGCAAAUUCCCUGGCAACGCCGAGGCCGCCCAGCAGGAGCUUUUGGACCGAGGGCUUGCUGGUCUCGAGCAAAACUUGAAGGUGGUGAGACUUAAACAAGGCGACCCCUACAUUUUCGGUCGUGGUGGCGAAGAAUACAACUUCUUUGCGUCUAAGGGAUACACGCCCACGGUGAUCCCCGGGUUGACGCUGGCAUUAGCUGCUCCCGUUCUCGCCAACAUCCCCGCCACCCACCGUGAGGUUGCCGACCAGGUGCUUAUCUGCACCGGUACCGGCAGAAGAGGAGCCGUGCCCCAGCUUCCCGAGUUCGUGCCUCUGAGAACGACGGUGUUCUUGAUGACGCUCCACCGCAUUGUCGAGUUCAUCCCCCAAUUGUUGGAGAAGGGGUGGGACCCUCAACUCCCCGUGGUGGUGGCGGAAAGAGCGUCGUCGCCGGACCAGCGGGUGAUCAGAACCACCCUCUCGCAAGUGGCAGCGGCCAUGGAAGCCUGUGGGCUGCGUCCGCCGGGGCUUUUGAUCACGGGGUACGCGUGCAACGUCAUCUACAAUAAGCCCUUACCCGACGACCAGCAGUGGGUGGUGGAAGAAGGGUGUAAUUUGGAUAGCAUCGAUUUACUGUCAUUCUUACAGUAA